GCAGCUUUCAAUUCCCUCUUAUUUAAUAGCUUCAUACUACAACAUCCUUGACCACAAUACAAAGUGAGAGAUUUCCUAGAGCUUUCAAAUUUCCACAUCGCUUCACUGCGUUACUUAUAGAGUAAAAAGCAUUACCAAUAUCAUAAUUCGUUAACAAUUAGGAGGACAAACAUGGCUUCGAUCAAGUUUAUUACUAUCUGUUUCGUCACUGCUCUUUUCAUCAGCCUUACAAUAUCUUCCGUUGAUGCUGCCUCCGGCGAGGAAUUCAAAGUUGGUUGGCGUCAGCCAGGUGUUAAUGAAACAGAUCUCUAUCAUCACUGGGCUUUAAAGAAGAAAUUUCACGUCGGCGAUUCACUCCGUUUUGAGUACAAGAAUGACUCGGUUAUUGUAGUGGACAAAUGGGAAUUUUAUCAUUGCAAUAGGACUCAUCCAACUUGGGGCGCUAAGGACGGCAACACCACAGUGAAUCUUAACAGGGCUGGUCCCUUUUACUUCGUGAGCGGUGAUCCAGAGCAUUGCAAAAAUGGCCAGCGUUUAGCCAUUGAAGUUCUCCCACUAUACCCCAUCUCCCAAUCUCCACCACAGCCAAUUUCAAUGGCGCCUGCACCAUCGCCACUUUCAAGCUCAGCUCUUGUUUCAACAAUUCCGCUGACAUUCAUUUCGGUGUUGAUUUCGCCUAUUGUUGCAGUGCUUGGUGGUUUAGCAUGAGUCCUAUUAUUGUCUUUGUUUAGUGAUGUAGUUCUAACAUCAUAUAUAGUCUACUAAGAAUAUUUAGCUAAUUAUUUCAAGCAUUCUUAGGUUCUAGAAUCUGUUGUUCCAUUUUUUCGGACUGGAUUUAUGGCUCAUUUGAGUUUGUUGU
This is a messenger RNA of Nicotiana tabacum (common tobacco), 859 nucleotides long. Its product is annotated as early nodulin-like protein 7. Gene Ontology annotation, cellular component: plasma membrane. The record is from RefSeq and is a predicted model, not a curated record. Lineage: Eukaryota; Viridiplantae; Streptophyta; Magnoliopsida; Solanales; Solanaceae. Gene Ontology annotation, molecular function: electron transfer activity.